UGGACACAGGGGACCGAUAGCAUUAACCAGUAAUCAUGUCUGGCUCAGAACAAAAACCUGAGAAGAAGCAAGUUCGGGUGUGGUGCGAUGGCUGCUACGACAUGGUGCACUUUGGUCACGCCAACUCGCUACGCCAGGCCAAAGCCAUGGGCGACUACCUGAUGGUGGGGGUGCACAGUGACGCCGAGGUCACUGAGCACAAGGGGCCGCCCGUGUUCACCGAGGAGGAACGGUACAAAAUGGUGCGCGCCAUCAAAUGGGUGGACGAGGUAGUGGAAGCGGCCCCUUAUGUUACCACACUGGAGACACUGGACAAGUACGGGUGUGACUUCUGCGUACACGGAGAUGACAUUACGAUGACUGCCGAGGGAGUCGACACCUACCACAUCGUCAAGGCGGCCAACCGAUACAAGGAGUGUCAGCGCACGCGGGGUGUCUCCACCACCGACCUGGUCGGACGGAUGCUGCUCAUGACCCGGACCCACUUCAAGACUGGCAAGGACGAGUACUCUGUUGACCUGCCGCCGGAGCCGUCCCUGGAGCACGGCGCCACGGCACACAGUCCGUGGACGGGCGUCACUCAGUUCCUGCCCACCACGCGGCAGCUGAUCCAGUUCUCAUCCGGACGGGCGCCCAAG
Messenger RNA from Amphibalanus amphitrite, 638 nucleotides. RefSeq names its product ethanolamine-phosphate cytidylyltransferase-like. The record is from RefSeq and is a predicted model, not a curated record. Gene Ontology annotation, biological process: phosphatidylethanolamine biosynthetic process. Lineage: Eukaryota; Metazoa; Arthropoda; Thecostraca; Balanomorpha; Balanidae. The transcript is spliced from 7 exons. Gene Ontology annotation, molecular function: ethanolamine-phosphate cytidylyltransferase activity. Gene Ontology annotation, cellular component: cytoplasm. The annotation marks the transcript as partial.